CACAUCCGGGCACUCGAUAUCUCACAAUGGCGUCUCAAGAAGGGGGUGCGAAAAAACUGAAAGAAUUGCGCGUUGUCGAUUUAAGAAGAGAACUAGAAAACCGAGGACUCGAUAAGGGUGGAGUUAAAGCUGUGUUAACUGAAAGAUUACAAAAGGCUUUAGAAGAUGAGGGUGAGGAUCCAAACGAGUAUGUAUUUGAGCCAGGAACUGAUUCACCUAAAAGACCAGUAACUACCGCUGUAACCAAGAAGACAACUCCUAGGACAGGAGCCAAGGGAAAGUUAAAAGAGGAUGGGGACGACGAGGAAAUGGCGGAGGAUUCGUUGUUGGAGGAAGACUUGGAUCUGGAUGAUGAGAUUGGUAACAUAGACGAUGCAGAUAUGGAACUGCUGGAGUCAGAAAUGCAAGUUAUAGACCAGGAAUUGGGAACUCCAGAGACUGGGACCAAUGAUGAAGAAAUGGUCGAAGAACAAAAGCCUGCAGAAACGAAGGAGGACGAGAAACCUUCCGAGCCAACGGCUACAGUUAAAGCACCUGAAAAAACUGCUCCUGCAAAGACCGAGGAAGAAACUCCAAUGGACACCGAGGAGGAAGCGGCUGUUUCCGUACCAGCAGUCAAGGAGGUCAAGCCAGUGGUGCCAGUCAAGGAGGUCAAGCCAGUGACGCCAGUCAAGGAGGUCAAGCCAGUGGCGCCAGUCAAGGAGGUCAAGCCAGUGACGCCAGUCAAGGAGGCCAAGCCAGUAACGCCAGUCAAGGAGGCCAAGCCAGCACCUCAGGUGAAGGAUGUUAAGCCAGUACCUGCUGUUAAGGAGGUGAAGCCAAAGGGGGAACCAGUUAAGGCGUCAGUUUUAGAGGCUGCUCCCGUCACUGAGAAAACUCAAGUUACCAACACUUCGGUGAAAAAAGAGGAUAUUGAUGCUCCGCCUGACCCAGCUUCAGUCGUUCCUCUGGUGCCACUUACGAUCGAGGACAAGAUCAAAAUGGACACGUCUCAAGGCUUACAGACCGAGGAGAAUGAAUCAUUGGACGUUCACGUGGACGACACGCAAAACGACCUGGACGCAGACCUCCUUGGUUCUGAGAAAUCUGAAAAGAAAGAGUCUGCACCGACGGAAGCCAAAGUGGAGGAAAAGAAAGAAGAAGAAAAGGAGGAAGCUACACCCGAAAUCAAGGAUGGAGAAACCAAAGUGGAGUCGGCCACCCCUGACACCACCACCGUGAAGGAGACCCCAGCUGUAACAACACCAGGGAAAGACACAAAGGGAGAGAAAAAAGCAGCCGACAAGAAGGAGGAAAAUGACACCAGCAAAUCAGCUUCUUCCUCCACCCCAGCUAAGAGCAGUACAGCAUCGAAAGACCCAAAGAAGGAUGAGAAGGGAAGCAGUGGGGCAGGCCGUAACCUCUGGGUAAGCGGGCUCUCCUCCUCAACACGGGCAACAGACCUCAAGGCACUGUUCAGCAAACAUGGCAAGGUGGUUGGAGCUAAAGUGGUGACCAACGCCAGAAGCCCCGGCUCCAAAUGCUAUGGAUUUGUCACCAUGUCAACAGCAGACGAGGCCACAAAGUGCAUACAGCAUCUUCAUCGUACUGAGCUCCAUGGCAAAAUGAUUUCUGUGGAAAGGGCCAAGAAUGAGCCUGGUGCUCAGGUGAAAGGUGCCACAGCCCCUGGAAAUACCACAAGGAAACCAGAUGCAAGAUCUCCUGCCGACAAGAAGAGUACCAGUACUACUCCGCGCAAAGACGACCGAGAUAAAAAAGACGGUGACAAAAAGUCGGACGAUAAGAAAGACGGUGACAAAAAAGAUGUGAGGAGAGACUCGAGGAGGGACAGUAAGCCAAGCUCACGAAGUGAUGACAAGCGACCGCACUCCAGCUCCAGGCAUGACUCUAACAGACGUUCUACGGGAUCAGACAAACCGAGGACUGUGGUGAUGGACAAAUCCAAGGGUGAACCAGUGGUCAGGGUCAGAAGCCGUGACCGGUCAUCUGGUCGUGUGUCCAAGUCACCCUCCAAGGCCAAGUCCACCACAUCCACCACUGACCAGAAGUCUCCAGCCGCCGCCGCGGCCGCCACGAAGCCCGCUGCUGCCAAGGAGGGAGAUACUCCCAAAAAGGAUGAUAGCAAGGAUACACUUUCAUUUGAUAAAAUACAGGAGGAGAGAGAGCGUGAACGCCUGCGCCAGAAGGAAAGGAAGCUAAGGGAGGAAGAAAGAGUAAAGAAACAGGAGAUUGAGUUUGAGAAACGUCGUCAGCGUGACGUUCAUAUGAAGCAGCGUGCAGAGGCCAUCCGACUUGCCAGAGAACGUGAACGCCUUAGGAAGGAAAGGGAGACUUUGGAGAGAGAACGCUUGGAGACCCAGCGACUUGAGCGGCUUCGUGCAGAGCAGAUGGAACGAGAACGUCUCGAGAGAGAACGAGAAGAAAAGAGACGACUAGAACAACUUAGGUUGGCAGAAGCAGAGCAGCGACGAGCAGCUCUAAAGCGUACUUAUGAGUCACGCGGGACCCGAGAUAACGAGUGGUCACAGCCCAAACGAGCCAACAGGUUCAACGAUAACGAUACACGAGAUAAGGGUAGGGACAAUAGACAGAAUCGUGACGCCAACCGCUUCAAUGACCGUAACUCCGGUUCUGGUGCUUCUGGUGGGGGUAACUUUGAGCGUAAGGUAGAGCGGUAUGACCGCCGGGAAGUCAACCGUGUACAGGAGAACCGUGGCAAUGACAACAGGGCAAGUGGGCGACAGUUUGAAGAAAACCGACGCAGCGGUGGACGGGGUGAGGAUAACUUCCGUGAGGAACAGAGAGACGAACGUCGUACAGACGACAGAUUUGCCAGAUCAUACGACAGGAAUGUAAACCAUGGUCAGGCACACGACACGGCAAACAGGUCACAUGACAGAAACAACAUGCGCGAAGACCGACGAGACACAGGCUUCAACCGCAACCAGACUCGGGACCAUGUGAGGGAUGACCGACGAGGCAUGGACAUGGCUCAGGAUGACCGACGCGGUGGAAACGUCCGGGACAACCAGAGGGACAAUCGUAACAUGGGGGUCGUAGGAGGGGGACACAACAUUAGGGGCACGUCUCCACGACACAAUGACAACAGAGGCGACUGGAAGGCAGACCGAGGUGAGGCAGUCUUUGAAGAUACGCGACAGCAGGCUGACUCCAGGGUUGUUGUGAGAGGUCAGACCAACAUGGCCAGCGGAGGACGCGACUCCUGGCAAGGUGGUCACGGUGGUGCCCAUGGUGGUGCCCAUGGCAACUACUCGAAUGUCGUCCAGGACGACCGUAACCGUGGUGGCAACAAGAGCUUCAGUGGCCACAACAGUGGUGCUGGUCUUCUAGGAAAUGCCCCGCAGAGUCAGAACCGUCAGUGGGGGUCGGGCACCGACAACCGAGGCAAGAUGGAGAGCACCUGGACUUCACAUAACGCUCACAGUAACAUGGAGCAGCGUGUGGCGACGCAGCAGCAGGACCGCUGGUCAGGGGGAGUGACCAUGCAACAGGAGGCGCGACCCACAAGCUUCACCCAGCCUGUCGCCACAGGCCUCAUCAGCGUCCCACCUAACGUGUACAUGACGUCUGUUCCACAACAGUCUGGCAUGAUCAUAGGCAAUAUCGCAACAGGACGUCAACCUGAGCCGAGGUUUGACGCCUACAAAAUGCAGACAGGAGCAAUUCGACGGACAUACUAAAAAUUCUUAUUGUUUUUGAAAUUUGAUAUUGAGAAAGAUGGACAGAAAAUUGAGAUGUUAAAAACAUUUUUUUAGCAUGUGAUGCUUGUCAGUGAAGAACAAUACAUGUUGAAUUGAUGACUUGUUGAAUUUUGUCAGCAGUGAAAAGUGCCAUUCCAAGUUCCAUAGGUAGUGGUCAUAGUCCGAGACUUGGUCCAAUCAUCUGUAAAGAUGGAUUGCCUAGCUAGAUGGUUACAGUUCCAUUGACCACGUUCAAUUUGAUAUGAUCAGGUUAACACAAUCUCGAAAGCCGUCUAACUGAAAUCAAUCAUGCAUGAGGGGAGAAAUCAUAUUUCUUACAAUCGUUGACUCGGCUUGGGAGGGUGAAGAAAUUAAGGAAUUCCAUUCUGUGUGUCCAAUUUCAUUUACUUGUGUUCAAGUCCUUAUUUGUGUAAAACGUGUUAUUUUUGUAUUGUUAUCAAUUUGUUUUUACUUGUGAAUGGUAAUCAAAAGACACUUCUGACAUUUCAAUGGUAUUAUCAUGAAUCAUAUUGAUGUAAAUACUUAAAUUUUUCUUGAGCAUUGCUAUGGCUAGGAGAUGAACAGACAUUCUUCAUUUCGUAUCAAAAUCCAGAUCAAGGUUAUAUUUUCAGAUGCUAAAUAUAUGUGAUUUUAAACCAGAGAUUUGAUAAUUUGAAGCCUUUUUUUUUUUUUUUUUUACUCGGCAGACAUGUGUCAUACUCUCUGUUUUAUUUCAGAUCGUCAAUUUACCAGUCGUCUGCUAUUCAUUCACAGCCACAACUCAUUAACUCAUUCACCCCUGAAGAUACAUUAGAGAUCUUCCAAUUCAAAGGUUGGAAUAGUUCAUUAUGAAAUUUCAGGGGUGAAUGAGUUAAACAAAUAGUUCAAAUCAGCGGAUGGACAUUCAAGAAUCAUGUGUCAAAAACUAAAUUAUAUAUAUAUACACAGUGUAUACAGAUAUUUGCAGCUGAAUUCUAUGGAGCAUUAUUUUCAUACGCAUGACCAAAUAUCAUUUUACUGUUGUCUUGUAUGUGUGCAGAUUUUAUCAUGUGGACAAGCAUCAAUGCAUCCAAGUCAUAGUCAUCCAUUUUAUCUCAUCACCAUUCUCAUCAUCUUCAUCAAUUUAUCAUUCUUAUCGAGAUCGUCAGCUUGUCUUGUUUGUAAUUGUCAUUGGAAGUGAAAUGAAUUAUGUCGGAAGAAA
Molecule: messenger RNA, 4902 nt
Organism: Mizuhopecten yessoensis (Yesso scallop)
Lineage: Eukaryota; Metazoa; Mollusca; Bivalvia; Pectinida; Pectinidae
Product: scaffold attachment factor B1-like
Exons: 20
Coding region: 27-3701 (1224 amino acids)
Biological process (GO): regulation of mRNA processing; regulation of transcription by RNA polymerase II
Cellular component (GO): nucleus
Molecular function (GO): RNA binding; sequence-specific DNA binding
Source: RefSeq, a predicted model, not a curated record